Lachancea dasiensis is the source of this 267-nucleotide messenger RNA. The record is from the annotation of a GenBank genome assembly. Lineage: Eukaryota; Fungi; Ascomycota; Saccharomycetes; Saccharomycetales; Saccharomycetaceae.
AUGUCUCCUCAACCCGUGUUGAAAGCUUCUGAUAUUUCGCCAGAGCUAAAAGAUGCAAUUUUUGAAAUUAGCUCGAAGGCUGUUGACUCGUUUUCGCUAGAAAGAGAGAUCGCUGGCGUUGUGAAAAAGGAAUUGGACGUGAAGCAUGGAAACACAUGGCAUGUUGUGGUGGGCAAGAGCUUUGGGAGUUAUGUGACUCACGAGAAGGGUCACUUUAUGUAUUUUUACAUUGGGCCCUUGGCAUUUAUCGUGUUCAAGACAGCCUAG